Molecule: messenger RNA, 3407 nt
Organism: Trachemys scripta elegans
Lineage: Eukaryota; Metazoa; Chordata; Testudines; Emydidae
Gene: PUM3
Product: pumilio RNA binding family member 3
Exons: 18
Coding region: 101-2005 (634 amino acids)
Biological process (GO): regulation of translation
Cellular component (GO): nucleolus
Molecular function (GO): mRNA binding
Source: RefSeq, a predicted model, not a curated record
GGGAAACGCUCCGGUGACCCCCGCCCCCAAGCACGGUAGCCGUAAAGCAGAGGUGCGUGCAGAGGUUGCCGGGGUAGUGCACGUGUCUGGUGUCACUGCUAUGGAAGCCAAAGGUAAAAAGAGAUUCAUGGGAAAAAAUGGAAAAGCACCACAAAGAAAACAUAAAUUUAAAAAAGACAAUGAUUCUGGUCCACCGAAGAAGUUUCAUAGCAAAGGAGGUGAAGAAGGAAAGCCUAAAUUCAGAUCCAAGAAGUCUGAGAAAGGAAACAAAAAACUUGGUAAGGCAAGUGGGAAACAAUUCAAGAGUAAGCAGCAACCAGAAAAGUUCACUAGAAAGAGAAAACUCCAGGAGGAUAAUGAGAGUGGGUCGGUACCUAAGAAGCCUAAAUGGGAUGAUUUAAAAAAGAAAAAGAAGGAAUUAAAGCAGAGCAGACAACUUAAUGACAAAACAAAUUAUGAUGUAAUCAUCAAAUCAAAACAAAUAUGGGAAAGUGUGAGAAGGAAAAACUGUGACAAGGAGAAGCGAGAGAAGCUAAUAAAUGAACUACAUAAACUUCUUCAGGGGAAAAUUAAAACUAUGGCAUUUGCACAUGACUCAACUCGAGUUAUCCAGUGUUUCAUUCAGUAUGGCAAUGACAAGCAAAGGCAAGAGACAUUUGAAGAAUUAAAAGAUAGCCUGCUAGAAUUGAGCAAAUCCAAAUAUUCCAGAAAUAUUGUAAAGAAGUUUCUUAUGUAUGGAACAAAACCACAAGUUGCAGAAAUAAUUAAAAGCUUUAAAGGUGAGGUAAAAAAAAUGCUUCGCCAUUCUGAAGCAUCUGCUGUGGUAGAGUAUGCAUACAAUGAUAAAGCCAUUCUGGAGCAAAGGAACAUGCUAACAGAAGAGCUGUAUGGGAAUACGUUCCAAGUUUACAAGUCCCCAGUUUACCCUACACUGGACAAAGUAUUAGAGUCUCAUCCUGAAAAGCAAGAGGCCAUUAUGGAUGAAAUGAAACAGAUUCUUACCCCAAUGGCACAAAAAGAGGCUGUGAUAAAGCACUCACUGGUACAUAAAGUAUUUUUGGACUUUUUCAUCCAUGCUCUCCCAAAACAAAGAUCUGAAAUGAUUGAAGCAAUCAGAGAAGCAGUAAUCUACCUGGCACAUACACAUGAUGGAGCCCGAGUAGCCAUGCAUGCUUUAUGGCAUGGUACACCCAAGGACAGAAAAAUCAUUAUGAAAACCAUGAAGACAUAUGUUGAAAAAAUAGCUACUGGUGAAUUCUCUCACUUGGUCUUGCUGGCAGCAUUUGAUUGCAUUGAUGAUACCAAGCUCAUGAAACAGCUAAUCAUAUCUGAGAUAAAUGGUUCUUUGCCUGGUAUUAUAAACAACAAAUAUGGAAGGAAGGUCCUGUUGUACUUGCUAAGUCCAAGGGAUCCUGCACAUUUCUUACCAGAGAUCGUCAAAAUUCUGCAACAGGGAGAUGGAAAUGCUUACAGUAAAAAAGAUUCAGAUGUCCGCCGUUGCGAACUUUUAGAAGCCAUUUCCCCGGCCUUGUUAGGUUAUCUGCAAGAACAUGCCCAAGAAGUGGUGAUGGACAAAACUACUUGCGUGUUGGUGGCUGAUAUUUUAGGAUCUGCUCUUGGUGAUAUCCAGCCUGCCAUGAAUGCAAUUGCUAGUUUGGCAGCAGAGGAGCUGGUUCCAGGUGGCAAAGAUGGGCAGCUUCACAUCGCAGAGCAUCCAGCAGGCCAUCUGGUUCUGAAAUGGUUAAUAGAGCAAGAUGAAAAAAUGAGAGCUAAUGGAAGAGAAGGAUGUUUUGCAAGAACAUUGGUGGAAUGUGUCAGCCUUAAGAAUAUGAAGUCCUGGGCAGAAGUAAAUCGAGGUGCCAUGAUUCUUUGUUGCCUUCUCCGAAGCACAGAUCAAGAAGUGGCAAAUAAAGUCAAAGGAGGACUAAAAAGCCUCAUUCCGCAAUUGAAAUGCAAUAAAAAUGUAAAAGGAAUAGAGGCUCUGCUAGAGACGUUAACUUCCUAAUUUAAAUGAGGUUCAGAAAGACCAGUUUCUUAUCAUUGUAACCAAAUACAAGUCAGUGGAGGUUUUGCACAGUGUUUGAUUAUUUUUGUAAUAUCCUUUGUAAAAGUGUAUUUGUAAAUUAAACUGUUUUUAAAAUGAUUUGGCUGUUCUGCUCAUAAAUCCAGUUGUCUCUAGUUUCAGAACCUGAAUGACACUGAAUCCAUCAUCAGGGGAUUUUAAGCUCCGGCAGACUAAUAACCGCUUAUCAAGACAUCUGAACAUCUAGCUCAAAAUUUAAAUCUCUGCUUGUUUUUCCCAUUAUCUUGUAUAAAAUCGAUUUAUACUGCUAAUAAUUAUAUAUACUUCUUUUAAAAGUGAUCACCUAAUUACUGUAUAAACUGAAACACAUCUUCUGGAGAUAUUCUUAUUUACUGGACAAAUCCAUCCGUUCUUAAUAAUGAUCUUCUCCAUCUGGCUGACAUUGUUUUAAAAAAAUAAACAAAAACAAAAUCCUGUCCUGUCCUGUUGAACAGAGAUGGAUGUGACAUGCACAGUUAGAGAGCUCCUGAUAGUAGCUCUCAAAAAUUGCUUUGGCUUUGCAAAUAGAUCUGAAAGGGGUCAAUAGUUAUUUGUAAUGGGUUAUGCAGAUUUCUUACCGGCAAGAUGCUUUUCCUUCACUCCUCCACUAAGCAUAGGCUUUUUUAGCUUAACAUUUGAGGUGUUCAGCAAAUGGAAUUUUCUGUUUGUCUCCUCCUUUUAGUGGAAACAAAAAUGAAUUUAAUGAGCACAUUUAAUUUACUUACAAUUACUGUUGGCUGAUAAAUUUUAACUAGCCUUGAGAAAGUAGAAAGGUACAGUGCUGCCAACCACAACAUGCAUAUAAUCUCUUGGCACAGCAGAAUGUAGAAAUAUGAAAUAAAACACAGGGUAAUCACAUCUGGCACAGGAUUAAGUCAUUUCCUUAUAGGAUAUAUCCUUGGCUAGUAUUUGAGCACUUGCUCUCGUGAGCAGUCCCAGUGAAGUCAUUGAGAGUAAGGCAUGCAGGAUCCAAGCCCUAGUGUUUGAGCCCAUCCCUGCUCCUAGUAAAUUUGUGGAAUAUGGUAACUUACUUUUCUGAGAGCAGCACUGGGCCCAUAGUUAGUGAAAUACUGUUGAGGUUUUAAUCUCCCCAAAAUGAGAAAACUCAGGGUUAAGAUUUGCAUUGUGACAGUAUAUUUACCUCCUAUACUUGUGCAAUAUUGCAGCUUUUAAUUACAUGAAGGUAUAAGUCAGGAAAUGUAACAUAGUAGCUGCAAGUAUUUAUAUUAAAAGUAUAAGUCAGUAAUGCAGGUUCAGAAAUUAUCACUUGAAGGAUGAAAUCUUGAAAUGGCUUGAAACUUUCAGUAAUAUUGAAGGGCUGUAUAUUAAAAAUUUGCUAUAUUUA